This is a messenger RNA of Lagopus leucura (white-tailed ptarmigan), 391 nucleotides long. RefSeq names its product neuromedin S (gene NMS). The transcript has 8 exons. The coding region runs from base 1 to 366 and encodes 121 amino acids. The record is from RefSeq and is a predicted model, not a curated record. NCBI's taxonomy places the organism in Eukaryota, Metazoa, Chordata, Aves, Galliformes, Phasianidae.
AUGCUCCUGCCGCCGCCCGCGCUGCCCUGGCUGCUGGCCGCCUGCUGCCUCUGCGCGCUGCCGCGGGGCUCCGGGUUCCCGCAGCCCCUCUCUCGCUACAGGGACGGCGCGGAGCUGCCCAAGAGCCAGCAACUGGCGCUGUGCUUCAGUCAGUGGAUGGAGCUGUCCAACCAGCCCCAGAUCUCCAGCACUGUUUUGGAUCUUUGUUAUUCCAUAUUCAACAGCAUGCAAACAAAUGAGGAAUCACAGGUUGCUGCUGCAGAGUUUACAAAGAAGGAUAGUCAUGGGACUCUGGGACGGCCUUUUUUCCUUUUCAGGCCUCGAAAUGGAAGAACUAUUGAAGGCAGUGAAUACCAUGGAAUAUGAAGUCUGUGGGUUGACUUACCAGCUC